Messenger RNA from Uloborus diversus, 1393 nucleotides. Its product is annotated as required for meiotic nuclear division protein 1 homolog. Lineage: Eukaryota; Metazoa; Arthropoda; Arachnida; Araneae; Uloboridae. The record is from RefSeq and is a predicted model, not a curated record. Gene Ontology annotation, biological process: positive regulation of mitochondrial translation. The coding region runs from base 189 to 1298 and encodes 369 amino acids. The transcript has 12 exons.
UCGAAAAGCAUGUGAAACAGAUUUGAUUUUUAUUUAGUUCUCUCUUUCUUGUCACCUUUAAAAAAAAAAAAAUAAAUAAUAAUAACAAAGCUGCUUAUGAAAGGUUCUUUCAUUUGUAUUAUUCAAUUUUUAGCUUCUGACAUUCUUUUUAUAUCGAAAGCUUUUCAAUAGUAGCCGAAGAAGAAAGGAUGCUAAAGAUGCCUGUGCUAAAAUUUAUUUCAGCUUGUAGUAUUAAAGCUUUAAUGCCAUGCAGUGGAAUAAUGUCAAAAUCUAAACGAGUUUACCUAGUGAAGAAAACUUUGCCCUUCUUCUCAAUUCGUCACAUACACAUUGGAAGAAUCUGUAAUUUAGAAAGCAGAGAAGGAGUUCAAAAGAGCGUUUCCGCUCUCCAAGCAAAAAAACGGGUUCCCAGAAAGAAAACCUUAAAGAGUGAGAAAAGUACUGACCAGGAAACGUGGCUGACAGUUGCUUACAGUUCUGCUGAAGAAUAUGACAUGAAAUUAUUAUCAAGAGAGUUAGAGAGGCAAGGCUUGUAUGAACGUCUUUCAUUACCAGAAGAUGCUGCAGAUGUGAUUCAUGUUUGUGCUAAAUAUACUUUGGGGAAAGAAGAACCUCGACAUAUCUAUUUUUUUAGUGAAGGAAGUGUUGUUUUUUGGAAUGUUCCAGAUCUAGAGCAACAGUCCAUUUUAAAGUUUUUGAAACCAUUUGAAACAAAUUCAUAUGAUUUUAAUUUGGUUAAAGAAGAAAAAGAAGAUUUAGAGUACUCUUAUUCUGAGAAAGAAACUAAAUUUUCUGGAGGAAGUAUUGUGCUAAAUUCUGAAAAAGAAACUGAUCUCUACACAUAUGCGUUUUCCAACAGCAUGGCACUCUCAGUGAAAUUAGCUAUGUGGGAAGCAGCUUUAGAAAGUUAUAUUGACAGCAUGGAAUGGGUGACAGAGAAUAUGAAAUGUGGAAAAGAAAUAAAUAUGUCAAGAAGUCACGUGUUUAAGAAAAGAGGUGAACUUUUUGCAUUAAGACACGUCAUAAACCUCAGUUCAGAUUUAUUGGACACUCCAGAUUUUUAUUGGGACCGACAAGAAUUAGAAGUUUUGUAUCAGCAAACUUGUAAUUAUUUUAAUGUAGCAAAAAGAACAAAGGUGAUGAAUGAGCGAUUGAGUUACUGUUCAGAGUUAAUUGAUUUAUUAGGAAAUCAUAUGAACGAUAAGCACCACGUUCGUUUGGAGUGGAUGAUUAUCAUCUUGAUUAUGGUAGAGGUUAUGUUUGAAUGUAUCCAUUUCAUCGAAAAGAUAAUUUAUUAAACAGUUUAGAUUCUUUAUUAUAAAUUUUACAACAUUAUUUGAAAAGAACAUUUGUGUAGCAUACUUCCCCAAUAUUGAAAUUUGUAUUUUUACAA